This is a messenger RNA of Lutzomyia longipalpis, 2774 nucleotides long. It is a transcript of the gene Su(z)12, whose product is annotated as polycomb protein Su(z)12. The record is from RefSeq and is a predicted model, not a curated record. NCBI's taxonomy places the organism in Eukaryota, Metazoa, Arthropoda, Insecta, Diptera, Psychodidae. Gene Ontology annotation, molecular function: chromatin DNA binding. The transcript has 5 exons. The coding region runs from base 107 to 2377 and encodes 756 amino acids. Gene Ontology annotation, cellular component: nucleus; ESC/E(Z) complex.
CAAAACUUCGGUGUGGUUAAAACUUCAGUGUGGUAGUGAGUUGUGAAGUUUAGGGCGGCUAUUUUUGUAAUUUUUCACACAAAAAACAAAGAAAAUUGCCUCGAAAAUGCCUCCAAAGCGGAGGAGUAGUCGCAAUGAGCAUCAAGCUGAUCGCGACAACUUCCUGCAAUCAUUUGAGAAACCAACACAAAUUUAUCGUUAUUUGAGGGACAGGAAUCGUCUUUCGCCUAUUUUCCUUCAUCGUACACUGACGUACAUGCCCCAGAGAAUGUCGAGGACACACAAGAGACGCUCAACAUUCAAAAUUGAUUCCUUGCUCACGGAGAAGCUGAAGAGCAUCAAGAGGGCCAAUUGUCCCGAUGACUACCUCUCAAUGGUCUUUCUGGGCUUCUUUGAGCGUGCUGUGGACUCAUCGUCAGCCCUUGCAUGCGAAAGUGUUCGCGUGGAGACGAUUUUGUUGAAGAUUUCCCACAAGAAGCGCAAAGAGAGCUCAUCGUCCGUCCUGAAGACUCUUGGGGUGUCCGAGGUGACUGUGGGAUCGUCAGUUAGCCAGAAAGUGCCCGUGUUGAGCCUGUCGACGGAUAUGUUUGAUUCCGAGGAGGGUCAGGUUACGCACAUUCUACUCUUUCGUGUUCAAACACUCUCCGGAAAGGAUUCCCAGCUCUAUGGGACGGAAUUGAUGAUCUUCGACAAGUACGGCAGGUGCCUCCUGACCGAAGGGGAAUACCAACUAACACUGCAGGAAAUUACGCAGCCCACCCUGCAGGCAAAUGGGAAGAGCCCCCGGAAGUAUUCCUCAUGGGAGAAUCUCUCAAUGUUAACAGCUGAGCCACCUGCAGUGGAGGAUUCCUUUGACAAAGCACCAAUCCUGAAGUUUAUGCUGUACUGGACGGAGAAACCGCACACGGGAAUUGUAGAAUUUGCCGAAAUCUCCCAAUUCUCCCGGAAUCACGAUCCAUCGAAUAAGGAGAACGAUCCCACGGGUAUUGGGCACAAUAACAACGUCUGCCAGACACUCGCAAAGACCCAGAAGGUCACUAAUGCAAAGGGGCACAAUAUUUUUGGGAUUCCGGAGAAUAAGCUUCAGAUUGCCUUUCAAUUUGUCUACAAUAACAUCUCGCGCCAGACCACGGAGCCAUCGCCAUCGCUCCAGUGCCCAUGGUGUCAUGUUAACUGCAUGAGUUUGUAUUCGAUGCUGAAGCACCUCCAGCUAUGUCAUUCACGCUUCACAUUCAGCUUCGUUCAAGUGGGGAAUGUGGCACGAAUUGAUGUGAGCAUCAAUGACAGCUUCGAUGGCUCCUACAUGGGUUCCCCGCAUGAUCUCAUUGGCCCUGCGGGAUUCUCCUUUGCCCGCACGGGCCCCGUGAGACGUACCACCGUCACAAAUAUCCUCGUCUGCCGUCCGAGGCGUCUCAAGCCAUCCCUGAGUGAAUUCAUUGAGCUGGAGGAGAAUGACCUCAAUGGGCAGCGCCCCUACAUCACAGGGCACAACAGGCUCUACCAUCACACAAUGACAUGCCUCCCGGUGCAUCCGAAUGAGCUGGACAUUGAUUCGGAGGAGGAGUGCGAUCCACCGUGGCUGCGGAAGAAGACAAUGCAGAUGAUUGAUGAGUUCACGGAUGUCAAUGAGGGGGAGAAGGAACUCAUGAAGCUCUGGAAUCUGCACGUCAUGAAACAUGGUUUCGUUGGUGACUGCCUAAUACCGCUAGCGUGUGAUAUGUUUGUGGAAUUGAAGGGACGUGAGAUUCUCGAGAAGAAUCUCUAUCGCAAUUUCCUUCUGCAUAUGUGUUCACUUUGGGAAUAUGGCCUCGUGGCGCCAGAUUCCUUCUACAAAACAAUGCAGAAGCUACAGAAGAUCCUCAGUGACUACCAAGAGGGUAAAAAUGUCCUCACGGAUGCACGUGCGAAGCAUUUGGAGCAUUGGAAUGCGUUCGGGGUGCAUCGGCAUGUGCAAAUGAUGCAGAAAUGCCCAAAGGAGGAGCGCAAGGGGGGCGAGGGGGGGAAGCAGAAGGACACAAAGGAUUCGGCAGGGAAGGAGGCUAAAGAUAAGGAUUCAUUUACAAAACCCAAAACAGAGUGUCGUGGUGUUGCCAUUAAGUCAGCAUCGAAUGUUACAGUGCCGCAAAAACGUAAAAUGUCCGUCACAAGAACAACGUCCAGUGUGGAGAGUGGGAAGAGGAAGUUCUCCGAGAGAGAUGAUUUAGCAUCACCACCGCGACGUCGUAGUUCAGGGUCAACAUGGGCGGGUGGCGCAGAGAAACGCGCCAAGAUUGAGCUGAACAGGAGGAAGUCCCUGGGAGGUGCGGCAACUGCAUCCAAAACACGACUGGCCGUGUCACUUACCAAAGUCGAUAGGGAGCUGAGUGGCAGGAAAUGAGGCGCCUUUGCGACAUUUUAUUAUUUAUUAUCUCGUCUUUAGGUUUCACCUCCCUCAUUUUUCUUUAUUCUAAGUUCUCUAACUGCGUUAGAAUCAAAGUUCUCGACCUAUUAUAGUUUUUUUUUUACAUUUUCACCCACACUGGCUAGAAAUAAAUAUUGGAAUUACGAGAAAAAUUUUUAUUUUGAUUUUUUUAGGAAAUUCUGGUUACUUAAAAAAAUUAUUUAAUUUUUAUUGAACUGCCUAAAAAUAUAUUUUGGUCUUAAAAAAUGUCGUUUGUGAUUAUUUUAAAUUUCAAUUACCAUUUGAAAUUUUCAAAGUGCUAAAAAUGUACUGAAUAUUACAUCUAUUUCAUUGAAUAAAAAUUAGAAAUUGGCCAAGGCGUUUUUUGGCAUAA